AUGCCACAGGAGGACUUGCAGCUAUCAAACUUUCUGUCUCUACAAUUCUCCUAUCUUCGCUCGCUUACAAUAGACGCCUGCCCAAUCCAUAAGAAGGAGGAAGCAAUGAGCUUUUGGACGAGACACCCGACUCUCGAGACCAUUGCAAUUUUCACUAGAGAAAAAUAUACACGGUGGUUCGUGGACCCCCUCCCUCAAGUUUUUCUACCGAACCUGAGGCAUUUCAAGGCCCACUUUCGGGAGGUUAGGGCGCUUGCGCAGAUUUUGCCGCAGCUCCGCAGCCUCGCCGUAUGCAACAGUAUAAACGCACAAGUCCCAUACUUGCUUCGUUCGAUUGUAGAUGGUGGAUUACCCAAGUUAAAGAGCCUCUACAUUCGCCAGACUGCUUCCUCGAGUACCAGAAACGUCAAUAUCGAGGGUGCCUUAUGGUACGAGGCUCAGGAUGGCACCUUCCAUGACGGUCGAGAAGGGAGCAUCAAGCGCCAGGGCCAAGCUAGUAAGAGGGAUUUCCUAAAGGAAUACGUACAUUCGAUUGUGCGCGGGGUACCUAACAUCGAAGAGCUAUGCUUCAUUUCGCUGCCAAGUCUGACCGAUCUGAUUGGAAUGUCCAGUGACUUCUCCGGACUGAAAAACCUGAAACGGAUGUAUAUUGAGGUUGCCGCUGCCUACGAAGAUGAAGUACGGGAUAAAAUCCUUGCUAAUGCCUCGCUAGUGUUGGCACAGCAAUCCGGCCUUGCCUCAUUGGAAUCUGUGACGAAUUUUACUCCCGAAUUCCCAUUCUCAGUUGCGAAAAUUCAGCGAGACCGAGAUGGUUAUCCUGACGAAGUCGUCAUGGAUCGAGGAGGAGGAAUGGAGAUUGGGAACGAAGAUGUGGCAUUUCUCUAUGCCGACCCUGAUAUGAGGUGCUGCGUAGAAUAA
Molecule: messenger RNA, 918 nt
Organism: Cyclocybe aegerita
Lineage: Eukaryota; Fungi; Basidiomycota; Agaricomycetes; Agaricales; Hemipholiotaceae
Source: the annotation of a GenBank genome assembly